UUGGAACAAAAUGGCGGAUACUCACGAAGAAAUAGUCCCUCGAGAACCAACCUCAGCUGUGUUUUCCAGAGCGGAUUUCAUGAAAGAGUCUUUUAGUGUCGACAGUUUCGUUGGAAACUGCAAAGGAAGUGUGCCUUUGGAAGUGGUGAAAUCCAAUUUAGACGAGUAUUUGAAGGCCUUGAAACAUGCAUUGAUUGAGUUAAUCAACGAAGAUUAUGCCGACUUUGUGAACUUGUCUACAAACUUGGUUGGGAUGGAUAAAAAUAUAGCCAGCUUGUCAGUUCCUCUGGGCCAACUGAAGGAGGAAGUUUUGCUCAUUAAGUCUGACCUCGAUGGAACAAUUCAUGCAAUAGAAAACAAACUGGAUGAAAGAGCAUUGCUGAGACAAACAAAGACAUGCAUGCAACAUUUACUGAACAUCACAAAGUCACUGGAGAAGAUCGAGAGACUCUUACAAGGAUCCGGCCUCUCUCAGGAAGUGACAGCUAAAGAAUCUGAAGGGGAGGAUGACUCUCAUCUGAUUGAGAGGGUGGCCAGUGAAUUUAAUCAGUUGCAGUUUUAUGUUACUCAGAGUCAGGGGCAUCCAUUGGUGGAAAGCAUCAGAGGGCGCAUUGCUGCCAUUACAAGCACCCUUCAAAAGAAAUUGGAAGCAGCAUUUCAAGAAGGGCUCCAAACAGGAGAGUUGAAUCUUUUGUCACGUGUGCUAAGAACUUAUGCUAUUAUUGACAAGACAAGAGAUGCUGAAUUGUUGUUCAGAGAAGUUACUGUGAAGCCAUACAUGAGUGAGGUUAUUGAUGAGAAGAUGCUGACUGCAGAUCCAUCUCAGGGCCUGUACAAUGUGUACAACAAAGUUCUUGAGUUUGUCCCUAAACACUGUGCACAGAUGAUGAACAUAACAUCUGGUAGAUUUGUUGCCAGUGAUGUGGAGAUGUUUGGUGAGCAGAGAGCAGGAAUUAGAGGCUUUGAUUUCCUUGUGAAUGCUGUGUGGCCUGAAGUAGUGGGUCUCAUUGAGGCACGGUUUGGAUCAAUCUUUGCCCCUGGUAAUCCAGAUGUGUUCCAUCAGAAAUACAUGACCACCAUAUGGUUUAUCAAUAAGUUUGAGGGUCUGUGUGGUUCUAAAGUGAGUGUACAAAGACUGCGGUCACAUCCCAGCUUUACAGCUUUUAUGGCAAGAUGGAGUUUGCCAGUCUAUUUUCAAAUCAGGUUUCAAGAAAUGGUUACGAAGUUUGAGAAUUCACUCCAGUUGACACAAGACAAUGCAAAAGAUAUUCUUUCAGAUUCUACUGUAUUCUUGACAUCAGCUGUGAGUGUGUUGUGGUGGUGCAUUGAGAGGUGUUGGCAAGACUCAGUUUACAUUCAGGCCCUCUGUCACAGAUUUUGGAAGAUAACCCUACAGCUACUUUCACGUUUGUCUGUAUGGAUCAAAGAAGAUAUUUCUUCUCUCAAAGCAGUCAAUAUUAGUGAUGGAGACACAAAGCAGGGACCUGGGGAAGAGUCUACUCUGUACUUAGUUCACUUACUCAGUGAUUUAAACACUCUUCUGACAAAGGUGCCAGAGUUCUUUAGACAGGACAUAUUACCAAAGCUACGACAAACAAACAUUCAAGACACAGAGCUCCUGUCAGAGGCCAUCCUGGAGUCAUGUGGGGCCCUUCAACAGAUGGUGCCAACAUUGGAGGCUCAAAUUGUGAGCCAAGUGGUAAAUAGGGCCUCUCAGGGACUUGAAGCUGUCAAGAACAUCCCCAGGUUGUAUCGGAGGACCAAUAAAGAGGCUCCAAGCAAGUCGUCUCAAUUUGUGAGCAGUGUGCUGAAGCCUGUUCGUGAGUUCCUGGUACAGACUCAGCCUCUGAUUGAACAACAACAGCGCCAAGCGUGGGCAGCGACAAUCUUACAGACUCUGCUUGUUAAGUAUCACGCGAUUACAGGCGAUGUGCUCACGUCCAUUAAACGCACUGAAGACAGUCUGAUGCGUCUGAAGCGCUCCAGAAAACAAACGGGACCAGGGGCGAGUGGCCAAGCUGUCAAUCAAGAGAGUCAAUCACCCAUGAGUGAUGACGACAAGAUUCGUCUCCAGUUCUCUCUCGACACAGAAGAGUUUGGACGAGCGCUCAGAGAACUGGGCGUCGAGGAGAACCGAAUCCCUGCGUACACUGAGUUACUCAACACAGUAAAAGCUGCGCGUGCUUCAAACAUCACCAACAGCUGAGACCAGGAGCAAGUUUUAGGCUAAGAAGAUCUGGAUGAAAUUGCUCUUUCUUCAGCUUGAUCUCACUCUUAUCGACUUCAAAAAGGGGCCCAAAGAGAAACCAACUGUGGAAGAAACAACAGUUCCUCUAAUUCAUUCUGCCAGAGGGAGAAAUGAGAAACUCUACCAGAAGCUUGCGUGCGAACCCGGAUCAACAGAACAAUAUAGGGUUUUAAAGGUUAAUUGAUGUUCAUUAUCGGUUAUCCAUCAGAUAUCGUAGCUCGUGCAGUUUUAAAAUUGUUGGAUAUUGAGCUGUAUCCAACAUUGGUGGAAUAAGAGGCACGGCGUACAUGAUAAAAGUUUCAUCAGAAUCUGGGGGCCAUGGUAAUUGAUAACAGAACGUGUUUUGAGGGUUCACGAAGAGUAUACUUGUCUUGGUAAUGGAGCACUAAAUGGAAGUAGUAAUAUUUAUUAGGCCCAAGGACCUUAUAUUUAUGACACGUAGGAAGAGACUGAAAAUUUUUAAUCUAGGAAACUUUGAUCUUUCUCCAGUAUAAAUUCAGUACUCUUCAGAGCGGGAAGUUUAAUGUAAUUAUGGAGAAGAACAGUUUAUAGAGAUCCUUAAUUACUUAAAUUUCAACAGAAUGUGAAUAGAUUUGUAGACAAUAGCUGUGUAUUGGCUCAGGUUAGGAAUAUGACAAAUGUUAUUAAACGAGGGCUUAAGUGGAA
Messenger RNA from Stylophora pistillata, 2914 nucleotides. RefSeq names its product conserved oligomeric Golgi complex subunit 2. Lineage: Eukaryota; Metazoa; Cnidaria; Anthozoa; Scleractinia; Pocilloporidae. Gene Ontology annotation, cellular component: COG complex; membrane. The record is from RefSeq and is a predicted model, not a curated record. Gene Ontology annotation, biological process: intra-Golgi vesicle-mediated transport; protein transport; Golgi organization.